This is a messenger RNA of Geodia barretti, 2367 nucleotides long. The record is from the annotation of a GenBank genome assembly. Lineage: Eukaryota; Metazoa; Porifera; Demospongiae; Tetractinellida; Geodiidae.
CCUCCCUCCCAUAUCUAGUGUUGGAUUCAUAGGAUACCGUAACGUUGGUAAGAGUUCUGUCAUCAACACACUCCGCAAGAAGAAAGUCUGCAAAGUUGCCCCCAUUGCUGGAGAAACCAAGGUGUGGCAAUACAUUACUCUAAUGAGGAGGAUCUACCUCAUCGAUUGUCCCGGAGUAGUGUAUCCCACGGGGGACUCCGACACCCAGAUUGUACUCAAGGGAGUGGUGAGAGUUGAGAAUGUCGGCGAUCCAGCUGAUCAUAUUCCCGCUGUACUGGAGAGAGUGAGGCCCGAAUACCUCACCAAGACUUACCAGGUGGAGAAGUGGGAAGGACCUGAGGAUUUUCUGGAGCAGCUGUGCAAGAAGACAGGCAGGCUUCUCAAGGGUGGUGAGCCGGAUGUGAAUGCCGUUGCCAAGGUGAUACUGAACGACUUUCAGAGGGGAAAACUGCCUUACUUUGUCAAGCCUCCAAACAUGGAGGGGAGGGAAGGUGUCAGUGGAGAGCCAAUGGCAGGGUGUCCAGAAGGACUUGUGGAUGGUUUGGUGGAGGAUUGUGAAGAGGAAGAAGAUGGUAGUCUAAUGGACGAAGGUGAGGGUAGUGAGGGAGAGGGGGGAGGAGGAGAGGAGGGAGAGGGAGGAGGAGGAGAGGAGAGGAGAGGGAGGAGGAGGAGGAGGAGACGGAGAGGACAAUGAAGAAAGGGGAGAAGAGUGAAGCAGCUGGUGAUCAACAAGAAGUGGGCAGAAAAGAAAAGUGCAACGAAGCCGAAGAAAGAGAAGACAGAGAGGAUGCCCCGUCAAAUGUGGAUGUAAUGGACGUUGGUGCAGGUCCUACUACUCUAUUAGACACGGAGGGAAACGGAGAGGAAGGAACUGCAGGAGCACCAGGCAACACUGCCAGAACCACCACAGCAUCAACAUGUGAGACACGCGAAGCAACCGUUGAAGUGGACAAAACGUCUUCCGAGGCUCCUGUUCCUCCAGGCUUGGACACAGCUAUCCUACAAGGAGAAUCGGCAACAGUGGCAGAAGAAGCUAGUAGUAGAUCUCAACCAGAGAGUGGCACUGAUAAACCAGUGGAGAGCUCAGAGAAUAUGGCUAAGACCGCCAGCACACCACCCACGACACUAGACAAUCGAGGAGCAAGUAGUGACGAGAGUUCUGCGGAGGGCAACAAGAAGCCUACUACCGCAACAAUUUCCCAGCCAGCCAUCGAGCCUGAGAUGGAAGAAGAAAUGCAACCAAGUGAAAGAGAAAGCGAUACGAGAGGAAAACCGGAAAAGGUAGAUGAAGAGAAGUUAGUUACGGCGUUAGCAGAAGAAGUCAAAGAAACACCCAAAAAAGCUGACUUGGACGUCAAAACUAUCGAUAGUCAUGUUGAAUGUGAAACUGUUGAAAUUGAACAAGGUUCUGAAGUCGAAAUGCCAGAAACAGACGUUACCGCUUGCUCGCCUGAUCUUGUGAAGAUAAUCUCUCCAAAGGCUAGCUUCUUGCCACCGUCCCUCUCCCCCAACCCGACUACUCCUCAUCUCCCUCUCUCGUCACUCACCAGGACGAGAAGGAACACGAAGCGUCUUCAGCGGGUCGAGCAGUUUGAUAUUAUGACUCCUGUCGUCCUAGAUCUCCGCGAAGCCAUCACCACUGACACAAAAGUGUCUUGUAAGAAAUUGGCUGCCGAGAAAAAAUCAUCUAAGUCGAUGAAGUCAUCAUCGCACACGGGUGAUGAUCUAGCACGGCGACCCAAAGUCGUUGCGACGAUUGAAGAAAUGAGGGUCUCUGUCUCACAAUUACCGAAGAGUAGAAAACGACAGAAGGAGAGGUCGGACCAGAAGGAUAGCGAGAAUGCAGACAUUGAGACAACAGCUUCACCAGGGAGUUCUGGUCUGCUCAUGCAGAGGAAGAGAGGGCAGAAGAAGAAGAAGAAACAGCAGUUGGAGAGUAGUGGAAAUGAAGACAAGGAGGGGGUGGGUCCUCACUCCGCCUCCAUUAACACCGCCUCUGACGUGGGUACUCCGACGGCAAAGAAAGUGAAGAAGGUGCAUUUCUCUAACGCUGACACUUUGUCUACAGAUAAAGUCAUCAAGAGGAAGCCAUCAGCUGACGUGGGUGAACUGAAGAUGAAAAGAAAGAAGAGGAGAAAGAGAAAAAAUUGAACUGAAAUGAUUUUUCUGUAGAAUUACUAGCAAUUUUACACCUUUUACUGUAUAUACAGUGUGUUCAUGAAAAGCUCUGAAGUGAAAAACCCAAGCAACUAUAGAACGUGCGACGGUAUAUUGCCAUUGAGCAUGCGCAGAGGUGCGAAAUACAAACCUCUGUUUCUCCGCCGGUUCUGCAUCGGAAGCCGCGAGAGACUUGAUGUGCACUGCACG